Messenger RNA from Rhododendron vialii, 2209 nucleotides. Its product is annotated as pentatricopeptide repeat-containing protein At2g13420, mitochondrial-like. The record is from RefSeq and is a predicted model, not a curated record. The transcript has 3 exons. NCBI's taxonomy places the organism in Eukaryota, Viridiplantae, Streptophyta, Magnoliopsida, Ericales, Ericaceae. The coding region runs from base 58 to 1638 and encodes 526 amino acids. Gene Ontology annotation, molecular function: protein binding.
UGAGAAUAUUUUACUCGAACGAAGCUUUUCAGUAAAAUCUCCAAGCUCUGGGCUUCAAUGGCGUCGUCUAUGGCGCGGAUCUUCUCCCUCCCUCGCUCUACCACCACCACCACUCCCAUAUCCCACCUCACUCUCUCUAAAACCCGCCCCUUCUCCACCACCGCCACCACCACCCACCACCAACUCAACCUCCCAUCCUUCCACCCCUCCCCGGACGCCGACCAAAUAUCCCAACUCCUCCUCCACCACCACAACCCUUACCACCCCACCGAAUCCCCCCUCCAACUCACCGGCAUCCUCCUCUCCCCGAACGUCGUACACCAAACGCUAAUCCGCCUCCGAAACGUCUCCAAAAUCGCCCUCUCCUUCUUCCACUGGGCCAAGUCCCAGCCCAACUACCGCCACGACCCCGCCGCCUACCACCUCAUGAUCGACGCCCUCGGCAAGGUCCGCCAGUUCGACGUCGCCUGGCAACUAGUUAUCGAGAUGGAUAAUUUGAAACUAAAACCUAGUUUCGCAACGUUCGGGAUCUUGACCCGCAGGUUGAUCUCCGCCGGGCUAACUCGCCAGGCGAUCCGCGCGUUCGACGACAUGGAGAGUUUCGUCGAGAAGGAAACGAGUCGCGACGAGUUCCGUUUCCUUCUCGAUACGCUGUGCAAGUACGGGUACGUGAAGGUGGCGACGGAGGUGUUCAAUGAGAGGAAGUCUAGGUUUGGAGUUGAUGUGAAAAUGUAUACGGUUUUGGUGUACGGGUGGUGCAAGAUAAAUCGGCCGAAAAUGGGGGAGAAGUUUUUUAGAGAGAUGGUGGAUAGGGGGAUUGAGCCCAAUGUCGUUACUUACAACGUGCUGUUGGAUGGGAUUUGCAGGAAGUCGAGCUUGCAUCCGGAGGAGAGGUUCGAGAGGACUAUAAGGGACGCGGAGAAGGUGUUUGAUGAAAUGCGCGAGAGAGGGAUAGAGCCUGAUGUCACGAGCUACUCGAUCGUGCUUCAUGUUUACAGCCGGGCACAUAAGCCCGAGUUGUGCCUUGAUAAGUUGAAGAUGAUGAAGAGUAGAGGGAUAUGCCCGACGGUGGUGAGUUACACGUCGGUUGUCAAGUGCCUUUGUUCAUGUGGGAGAAUUGAAGAUGCUGAGGAGUUGGUUAAUGAGAUGGUGGGUAACGGUGUUAGUCCUACAGCUGCGACUUACAACUGUUUCUUUAAGGAGUACAGGGGAAGGAAGGAUGCGGACAGGGCUUUGAAUUUGUAUCGGAAGAUGAGACAAGAAUUGCAACAGUUGCCCAGUGCGCAUACGUACAAUAUUUUGGUGGGGAUGUUUGUGAAGUUGGAUCGAAUGGAGAUUGUGAGGGAGAUUUGGGACGAUAUGAAGGCUAGUGGGGGUGGACCAGAUUUGGAUUCGUACACGUUGUUGAUCCACUCGUUAUGUGAGAAAAAGAAGUGGAAAGAAGCUUGCCAGUUUUUCGUAGAGAUGAUAGAGAGGGGGUUGCUUCCGCAAAAAGUCACUUUUGAGACUCUGUACCGCGGGUUAAUACAGUCGGAUAUGUUGAGAACUUGGAGAAGAUUGAAGAAGAAGCUUGAGGAAGAGUCCAUAACAUUUGGUUCAGAAUUCCAAAAUUAUCACUUCAAGCCAUAUAGGAGGUGAUUUACCACCAUGGAUGUCGCAGUGUCCAACUCAAAAUCAAUUGAACAAGAGCGAAGUGGCCCACAUAGCUCGUAUUAUAACUUGGGAGGUGCUAUACAAGAGGGCAGGGAAGUGAACCGGUCCGUGAACAACUUGAGAAACCAUUAGCGUUUGUAACUGCAAUAAGUAAGUUUGAUGAAGCAAGUGUUGCCGAACAACUAUGUUAGUAGAAAUGUGAAGGGUUGGUAGAGGUAAAGUUUAGGUAACCAUCGUCUACUGCAUAACCAACUGAACUGGGUCAUGGAAGGAGGCCUUUUUUUGUCAUCUGGGUUUUCUCCAUUGACGUUCAGCAAUUUUGCGGAAUCACAAGCUGAUUGUUUGCUCCAGAGGACUCCAGUGAGGAUUUCAUGUUGAGAACCAGAUGUUUUAUUAACUGGAUGGUCUAGUAGUGUAAUUCUCUUUCUUCCAUCUGUUUUAUUAACUGGAUGGUCUAUCGGUGUUUUCGUGCUGUUGUGGCAACGAACGGCGGUUAUUUCUAAUUAUGUUGGGGGUUAAUAGUAUUCGACUACAGUCUUUGAGAGGCAUCUUUUCA